AUGUUAUCGCAAUUUUUCGGUUUUUUAUGUGUCCUUACAAAGGAAAUCGUAUGCAUCGAAGUGGAUACACCGUUUGCGAAUAACACGGCGGUUUUGGAAUUAACAUGCCAAUUUGAUGCGGGAUGUUCGAAAAGACUUUUGAGCGUUGAUCAUUUCAUGUCCGAUUAUUUUAUGGAUGUUGAUGGAAAUUUUACUGAUUUGCUGGAGGUUGGUUUCAAGAUGAUUUGAACAUAUGAAUCUUUUGAGCUUUCGCUCCAGAUUUGUGAUACAAAUCUGUUUUCUCGCUUUGCGUUGUCAGAAAUAUCUAAAAUUUUCAGGGAAAAUUCUGCUGCGCGGACAUCGAAUGUUAUCAAGAAUGUUUUCCUGACCGCAAAUUCGAAGAUUCUUAUCAUUUUCCAUCGGGAAUCAAAUCAAUUUCCGAAUUCGAACCUAAGUUUCUGAACUUGUUCGAUAUCAAAAAAUUGAUUAGAAUAAUGAGUGGCGAAUCGAGCAAAAAGAACUUAAAUAUUUCCAAAAUGCUCUACAUGAUUGUUGGAAAUUACAGUGAAACUCGACGACAACAUUUCAGAAAACAGCUUCAACAAAUCACUUUAUUCAAAAGUAUGUUUAUUUCCAGAACCUCAUAAAUAAAAAUAGUUCUUUUUUCAGGAAAAGAAUCACCCGAUUUGCCGAUGUUAAGUAGCUUGAGAUAUCAUUUGAUAUUGAAUGAGAUGGCUUUUGUUAAAAUGGGUUGCGGAUUUUUGGAUAAAGAUGAGGAGAUGGAUGCAAUUUUGAGAAGGGAGAAAAAUCUUGAAAGUUUGGAAGAUAUCAAUCGAUCGUAUUUAUGGAUGGAUUUGUACUUUUUGGAAUACCGAAAUCGCACUACCAAUUUUGAGAGACUUGUCAAAAAAGUGGGUUUUUUUCAAAAAGUAUUCGAGACAAAGAAUUUAUUCCAGAAAAACAAGUGUGUUUUGAAUUGGAGCACAGAUGUUCCAAGAACCAAAAUCGCCUCGAAGUUUCCGGAAAAUUGGGAAUAUUUGAAUAAAAUCAAUCCGGAUUUCUUUGAAAUGUUCACAAAUCUUGGAAUGCGAGCAAUCGCUGAACGCAAUAUGUAUUUCACCGAUUUCUUAAGCGCUGUUGCUAAUCUCAUCACUGAACAACAAUAUCAUUUCAAAAAUUUGGAAGAUGAAUAUUGGGGAAACGGUACGAUUUCGAAAAAUGUGUUGAAUCCAUUUUUGGAUGAUGCAUCGGUUAUGAAUUUGUUGUGUAAAUAUAAAAAACCGUGUGAAUAUGCGGCAAAAGAGGAUGAGAUUGUUGCAUUUUACAAGGAGAUGAAUAUGACAUAUUCAAGAAUUAUGCAUGUAAAACGAGUUGAUCAUUUCAAAAAAGUGAAAAUUGUGGAAAAUAAAUGCUGUUUCACACUGGAAUGUCUCAAUUUGUGCUCGCCACGUUUGACCGAUAAUGUGUACGCUGUGAAUUUUCCGUAUAAUUAUGAUUUGUUGAGAUAUCUCAAUGUUGAUUUCAACAAAAUGUUCAAGAAAACAACAAUUGAAAAAAUUCGAAAUGGAACUAUUGAUGAUCGAUUGAUGGAAAUCAUUCGAAUUUUGAUAUCAAAUCGAUUUGAACAAUACUCUUGGGCUCAGAGAACACUUCAAGAUGUUGCAAUUGUGUUUGGGAAACGAGAAGGAGGUUUGAAUAACUUUUAAAGGGACAAACUUUGUAAUUUAUUGCUUUUCUCUCUUUUUUGAAUCAAAAAUGUGAUAUUUUCAGAAAGAGAUGAGAAUUUAUACGAUAUGUAUGUUAGUGAAAAAAGUGAUUAUCGACCAACUCCAAGAGAAACUAUCACUUCCGAAAGACCGCCAGAACCACUUUCUGAAACAAGUUCAAAAGUCAGCCCAUUUACCGACGAUUUUGAAGUGUUUGAAAAAAUGUGUCAGCAUUACGAUUCAUCAACGGGAAAAUCGUGUGAGGAGUUGGACUAUAUUCGACCUUCAGAUGUUCGACAACGACUUCGAGAGAGACAUAUUGAUCCGAAUGUUAUUGAAUGGGUUGUUGAAAAGAGGUGUUGUGUGACAAAAGAUUGUAUCAAAGCUUGUAAUAUAUUGCGUUCGGUUCGAAAUCCAUUGUGCAAACAAUUUCCGAAUAAUAAGGAGGAAUGGGACAAAAUUGAUCCCGCAUUUUGGGGGGUUUGUUUUUUUUUUUGGGGAACAACUUUGUUUCUAAAAAAAGUAAUUCAAAAUUUUUAAUCUAAAAUACUGAUUUGCAACGUCAUAACUCAUUUUUUGACCCAAAUAUUUCAGUUGAUCACGCCGGAAGCUAGAGAAGUGUUCUACCUGACAGAUUCGGAUAUUGCAAAAAUAAAUCGGCCAAAUGUUGAAAAAUAUGUGGAACCCGAAGAAGUCAAAUAUUUUGUGCAAAGAGCUGUUUGUGCAAUGGUUCAUGCAUUCAAAAAUGAAACUGUUGGAAAAAAGACAUGUGAGUUUUUGGAGCUAAAAAAUUUGUAUCAGGAGUUUCCAAAAUAUAUUAUCUAAUUUCCAGUGAAAAUCCCUUACACGCCGUUUUCGGAUGAUCGACAGAUUCUUGAAAAAUUAUGCAAUUUGAAAUUGGAUGAAGCAAAUGAGGAAUGUGGAAAACCCGAAGAAUUUUCAACUAUUCGGAAUAGUUUGAAACAAUUAAGAAUGAAUCAUACAUUGGCUGAAGAGUUUUCGGUAUUUUUUAUUUUCUAAAUAUUUUUUAUUGAAAAUUUGUCCGUUUUUCAGAAAAGACCAUGCUGUGUAACUCCGGAAUGUUUGGAAAAAUGUAUACCGAACUUGGAGCAGAAAUUCGAUAAAUUUAGAAAUGGUGAUUAUGGUGUAAGAGAUAGUUUAAAUAGUAUUCCUACAUAUUAUCAAUUUGUCAUCGUAUACAUGGUAUUAACUUUUUCUUUGGAUUUUAAAUUUUAAUUGGUUUUUUUUCAGAAUAUGCAUCAGGAAACUACUGACGACUACUCUAAGAAUAAAUUACCUCCCAGAUUGAGAAUUGUUAUUGCCGCUUUGUUGAGCGAUACUAAACCUUCACACUAA
This is a messenger RNA of Caenorhabditis angaria, 3041 nucleotides long. NCBI's taxonomy places the organism in Eukaryota, Metazoa, Nematoda, Chromadorea, Rhabditida, Rhabditidae. The record is from the annotation of a GenBank genome assembly.